CGGAGCCACCAAGACAGACCGCGGGGAAGGAAGGAAAAAAAUGACUCGACUUGCAGGCUCAGCGCUUUGGCGGCUGCGGCACCUCUUCUCGCACCUCUCCCGCUCUGCAACGCCGGCAGAGGUCCCGGGAUCCAGGGCUGCCUAUAGCACUGCCAUAACCUCAGCGAAAGUAGAAGUGAAUGGCGUCCACCUGCACUACCAACAGACUGGAAAUGGGAAUCACGCUGUCCUCCUACUCCCUGGCAUGUUAGGCUGCGGUCAGACUGAUUUUGAUCCACAGCUGAAGAAUAUGAACAAGGAGGUUUUUACUGUUGUUGGCUGGGACCCUCGAGGAUAUGGAAAAUCAAUCCCUCCUGUUCGAGAUUUUCCUCUAGACUUUUUUGAAAGAGAUGCAAAAGAUGCUGUUGACUUGAUGCAGGCACUGAAGUUUCAGAAGUUCUCUUUAUUGGGAUGGAGCGAUGGUGGAAUAACUGCACUCAUUGCAGCUGCAAAAUAUCCAGAACUGAUCCGCAAAAUGGUGGUUUGGGGAGCCAAUGUGAUCAUUACAGAAGAGGAUGUGAAAAUUUACAAUGGUAUCCGUGAUGUUUCAAAAUGGAGUGAAAAAAUAAGAAAACCUUUGGAAGAAAUGUAUGGACAUGAAUAUUUCAGCAAAAUGUGUUCAGAUUGGGUAGAUGGAAUCUCCCAAUUCGUGCAAAAGUCAGAUGGCGAUAUCUGUCAGCGUCUGCUGCCUCAUAUUAAAUGCCCAACGCUAAUUAUACAUGGUGAGAAAGACCCAUUGGUACCCCGUUUUCAUGCAGAAUAUAUCCACAAGCGUAUCCAAGGUUCACAGUUGCAUUUUAUGCCUGAAGGAAAACAUAACUUACAUCUACGGUUUGCGGAAGAGUUUAACAAAAUGGUAGAAGAAUUUCUUGUGUAAAGCACCUACUCUUCUUUGCUGUUCCUGAGAGAUUGGUAUAGUUCAGCUGAAACUGGCAACAGCGAAUUGUAUUCUUAAGGGAAAGAGUGCAACAAGGGAACUUAUAUUGUUUGCCCUACUGAUCUUUUCUCCAAAUGGGAGCAAAACUGAUGUAUGCCAACAAUUCUGGGACAUGGAAGAUGAUUAAAAACUGCUAGAAGUGAGAAUAUUUUCUCAAAAGCUUUGGAGAAAUGUUAAGGGAGCCGUGCAAGUUUCAAUAAAUACUUUUAUUGCCCAGAUUCAA
This is a messenger RNA of Ahaetulla prasina, 1199 nucleotides long. RefSeq names its product biphenyl hydrolase like (gene BPHL). Lineage: Eukaryota; Metazoa; Chordata; Lepidosauria; Squamata; Colubridae. The transcript has 7 exons. The record is from RefSeq and is a predicted model, not a curated record. Bases 41 to 916 code for a protein of 291 amino acids.